This is a messenger RNA of Daphnia pulicaria, 1209 nucleotides long. RefSeq names its product elongation of very long chain fatty acids protein 4-like. Gene Ontology annotation, cellular component: endoplasmic reticulum membrane. Gene Ontology annotation, biological process: fatty acid elongation, monounsaturated fatty acid; very long-chain fatty acid biosynthetic process; sphingolipid biosynthetic process. The coding region runs from base 212 to 1087 and encodes 291 amino acids. The transcript has 7 exons. Gene Ontology annotation, molecular function: fatty acid elongase activity. NCBI's taxonomy places the organism in Eukaryota, Metazoa, Arthropoda, Branchiopoda, Diplostraca, Daphniidae. The record is from RefSeq and is a predicted model, not a curated record.
ACGACUAGACAUAUAUUUGGCUGGUCGUGUUAAAAACCGAACCGACAUUUUCGGGAAGCCACGCGCUUCUUCUUCCGUGCCGGAAUAAUCCGAGCUUCUUCUUCUUCUUCGUGGCUUAUUGCUGCAUUGCGUAAUCGUUACCUAUACCGUAAGGGUGUUGUGUGCAAUUGCAUCGUGUUUUUUGGUUUGAGUUAAGUUUGUCGAAGAAAAGAUGGAGACGUCCAUCAGUCGAAUCUAUUCGGAAUUCUCGUUUCAUUUCGUCAGUGUUUAUCAACGAGUUGUCCAGUUUUACGGAUGGUGCAUGAGCCGGGCAGAUCCACGAGUAGCCAAAUGGCCGCUGAUGGCGUCUCCUGUUCCGACAUUGCUCAUCGCCAUGGCCUACCUCACGUCCAUCUAUUACGGAAGGCGGUUCAUGGCCAAAAGGAAACCGUUUUCCAUACGUGGUAUCCUGAUACCUUAUAAUCUGGCCAUGGCGCUACUCAAUCUCUACAUUGGACUUGAGCUGGCUGUGACGCAACAUCGCAAGCAAUACAAUUGGCUCUGUCAACCCGUCAAUUACUCUGAGGAUCCCGAUGAAAUUAGGAUCGCGUCGGCAUUAUGGUUUUACUACGUCUCUCGCCUGGUUGAAAUGCUGGACACCAUCUUUCUGGUGAUGCGAAAAAAGUGGCAGCAAUUGACUUUUCUGCACGUGUACCACCACUCGACAAUGUUUAUGCUCUGGUGGAUUGGUGUGAAAUGGGUUCCCGGCGGAUCAGCGUUCUUUGCAGCCAUGGUCAACAGUAUUAUUCAUGUUGCCAUGUACCUGUAUUAUGCCUUGUCUGCUUGCGGUCCCAAGGUCCAAAAGUAUCUCUGCUGGAAGAAAUACCUCACUAUUCUCCAAAUGGCACAAUUUGUCUCAGCGUUGGUUCUAGGUGUGAGAGCCCUGAUUUACGGCUGUGACUUCCCUCUCUGGAUGCAGUAUGCCUUGGUGGUGUACAUGUCAUCAUUCCUCUUCCUCUUUGGCCAAUACUACAGAAAUGCUUAUCUUCUAAAGAAACAGGUUUGUUGGUGUGAGAUGUUUCAGGAUGUUCUCGGGCGAUCCCAGUGACCGUCUGAUUGGACGGCAGACAAAUCACCUUCAGAGUAAUCUUUUUCGGCCCCAUGAAAUCCCCUUAACAGUAACAAAAAAAGUGUAACAUUUAAUGAAUCCAUUUCACUUUAAAUAAUGAU